Pollicipes pollicipes is the source of this 1712-nucleotide messenger RNA. Its product is annotated as cuticle protein 19. The transcript is spliced from 2 exons. Lineage: Eukaryota; Metazoa; Arthropoda; Thecostraca; Pollicipedomorpha; Pollicipedidae. The record is from RefSeq and is a predicted model, not a curated record. Gene Ontology annotation, cellular component: extracellular matrix. Bases 52 to 483 code for a protein of 143 amino acids.
GGAGCCUGCCCAAGCACCAGUCAACAGGCUAGAACUCGCCAGACCACAGUCAUGAAGGUGUUCAUCGCCGCCGCUCUCCUGGCCGUUGCCGCCGCCGCUCCCGCCAACAGCUACGCCCCGAAGCCGGCGUACUCUAAUGGCCCGAGCUACCACCAGUCGUCCUACAAGGAGCCGGACCACUACCACACACCCUAUCAGUUCGAGUACGCCGUCAACGACCACUAUUCGGGUAGCGUCUUCUCUCAGAGCGAGAACAGCGACGCCAAGAAUGUCAACGGCUACUACUCGGUCAACCUGCCCGACGGCCGUACCCAGCACGUCAAGUACGUCGCUGACCACGACGGCUACGGAGGUUACAACGCCGAGGUGACCUACAGUGGUGAGCCCCAUUACGGCAAGCCCGCCGGCUCUUAUGCUCCGGCUCCGGCCUACAAGUCUGCUCGCUCUUAUGCUCCUGCUCCGGCCUACAAGCCGAGGUACUAGAUGUGCCUCUUUGACUCAGUUUACAGUUUCUUACAGUUAACAGUUCCUUCUGUAUUCAAGCCGAUGUCGUGGUUCCCCUGUCCUCCAAACAGCAAUAUUUAUUUAUGAGAGGAGAGUGCAGAAUAUAUAACACCCGGACUGGUUGCAUGAUUUUGCACCAAAAUCACCGCCGCAACAGCUGUUGCAGCGUGAACCUCCAACGUGGUCAGGGCUCGGGGGCACGCGCUGAACCAUGCCUCCCUGCCCACACCCUGCGAGCGCGACGUCACAGUCACGGCUGCCCUCGGUUCGGUGGUCGAGUUCCCGGCUCUCAGCCCAGUGGACGUCGGCAUGGGACCCACACCACUCCGGUCCUGACACGGCAACGACAUUGGACCAGCUGACACACUCAGCGUGGUUUAAAUGCACCCAUUAACCAUGAAGAGACUCUUCAAUAUGAAAAAGGUCUCGUUGGGCGUUUAGUACAGUUUGAAAUGCAAUAUAUUUAGCGCAUGAUGGCACAUUAGGCACAAGCGCGCGCAUCCAGGUCAUAUUGGCACAACAGGCAUUUAGUAGUUCCCAUUGUACGCGUUUGAAAUAAACUUAGCCUCACCGUAUGCACUCCCAUAGGUACUGCAUAUGAUACGCGGUUUCCGUUUGGCUAUCGAUUUGGACAAGCAUGAAGGAACAGGUAAAAUGGAAGCGCAGCCGCACUACGUACAGGGCGAAAGAGGGGAGGGAGGAGAAAAACGAAUGACACAGGGACGAGAAGUAUGUGAUGUGAGUCCGUGGGAGCAACAGAGUGUGGUGCUCAUCAGCCAGUACCGGUGUGGCUCUCAACAUACCGUAUCUUUGAUGGCAUAAUAAGAAAACAGUACUGUCAAGAACGGAACGGCUGAUAAACAAUAAUUUCGCGAACGUAUCGUCAUUCGUCACUAUCAACAUGAUCAGUUUUGUUUCAGUUUGAUAUUGGUGCUGCCUUUAAUACUACAUAUGAUUCACGCGUCUGCCUUGGGCCUUCACCUUUGUCGCUGAUAGCAAAUGGAAAAGAUGAAAACGGCAUUGUUGACUGGGGUAUUGAAUAAGUUGAAGGGGAGAUUCCUCCUUUUCGCACUUUCCACUUGCGGUGCGUCCGAUUUGAUCGAAAUACCAGUUUUCUUGAAACCCUUCUGAAAAGUUCAGAAUUUCGAUCUGAAGUGGCCGUUCCGGCGGGAGAAAUCUCUUGGACCCCCUGCUUAUCAUUUUGAAAG